Nymphalis io (European peacock) is the source of this 839-nucleotide messenger RNA. It is a transcript of the gene PIG-P, whose product is annotated as phosphatidylinositol N-acetylglucosaminyltransferase subunit P. The transcript is spliced from 3 exons. The coding region runs from base 346 to 819 and encodes 157 amino acids. The record is from RefSeq and is a predicted model, not a curated record. Lineage: Eukaryota; Metazoa; Arthropoda; Insecta; Lepidoptera; Nymphalidae.
AACACUGCCUGGUUGUCAAAAAUGACUUAUUGUAAUUCUUUUGGUUUCAAAAUUCAAAAUGGAAAUGGCAGAUCAAACGCAGAAGAAGGUUUUAUUAAAAAUUCCCUUACUAAAUAACGAACAAGCUCAAUUGGUAUCUGACGUAUUAAAUGUUGACAAAGAACUUAAAGGUAGUGGAAUCAACAGAGAAAUUAGUAUAGAUGAAGACUGUCUAUUGAUAAUAUUUGAUGGUGCUGACUACAAGAAGUUACGAGUGUCAAUUAAUGCUCUACUGAAAAAUGUUAAUCUGAUAGUAAAAACUUUUAGUUUAUUUUGUUAGUUAUACUUUCAUCUUAAUCUUUCACAAUGCCUGAACACACUCCAGCUCCUACGCCUUGUAGAUCACUGUAUGGUUUCUUCAUGUACUUGUUAAGUAAAACAAUUUUAGCAGUUUAUUGUAUCUGGGCUAUAACUCCUGAUUCUUAUUUACAUUAUAUAAAUAUUUUCUAUUAUCCACAAAAGUACUGGGCAAUAGCAGUUCCUAUACAAUGUUUAGUGGGAUUGACAAUGUUUGCAUUUUUAGUUUACCCUAGUUCAAAUUUAAUGUUAACAACAACAAUAAAUAGUCUUAAUACUAUUCAUGACACUUUUACCAGGAUUGAUGAUAAAAUUACUGAAAAUCAAAGCAGUGCCAACAAUAAAUGUAUAUGUGAAAAUGAUACUAAAUGUAUGAAAUUUACUUAUUUAGCCAGUAAUAAGGAACUUAUAGAAAAUACUGUACCCCAAUUAGUAGAUUUAGAUAUACGUCUUGUCUCGAAGAAACUUUACCUUUGUAGAUAAUAAAAAAAUUAUGAUUGAUA